Punica granatum (pomegranate) is the source of this 3631-nucleotide messenger RNA. The record is from RefSeq and is a predicted model, not a curated record. Lineage: Eukaryota; Viridiplantae; Streptophyta; Magnoliopsida; Myrtales; Lythraceae.
GUCUUUUGUUGUUGUUGUUGUUGUUGACCUCCUGUUGUUCUCUCUCCUCUUCUGUUGUCCUUGCAUACUCUCCUCACCUCUUCUUGUUCUGUUUUCUCUGAUCAAUCUCCUCCACACCCACACCCACACCCCACUCCCCCUAUUCUUUCUACAGUGCAGGAUCAGACCUCCUCUCUACCCUUCUUUUCUUUACCUCUCUUUCCCUGGGCGUGAUCGUGAUCGAUGACGACAAAGCUGGUAGUGGAAGUUGUAGAUGCAAGCGAUCUCAUGCCCAAAGAUGGACAGGGCUCUGCCAGUCCCUACGUCGAGGUUGAGUUCGACGGCCAGCGCCAGCGCACCCACACCAAGCCCCGAGACCUCAACCCCCAGUGGAACCAGAAGCUCUUCUUCAACGUCAACGGCGGCCCCACGGACCUCCACCACCGCAUCAUCGACGUCGUCGUCUACAACGACCGCAACCACGGCCACCACAAGAACUUCCUCGGCCGCGUUAGGAUCUCCGGUCACUCUGUCCCCUUCUCCGACUCCGAAGCUUCGGUUCAGAGGUACCCUCUCGACAAGCGUGGCCUCUUCUCCCACAUCCGGGGCGAUAUAUCCCUCAAAAUCUACCUCCUCAAUGUCCCUCAUGAGUACGAUGAAUAUGGGCCCAGCUCCUUCCCUAAUUUUCGUCCUCCCCCCCAAAAUGCUAAUACUGCUGAUGCUGAUGCCGCCGCCGCCGCCACUACUACUCCUACUAUUCUGCAAGAUAUGGAUUUCAAUCAUGAUAAGCUUGUAAAUGAAGGCCGCGGCCAUAUCCACGCUCAUGCUGAUGAUGAUCAAUAUACUACUAGUGAUAAUUAUAAUAAUAGUAAUAAGAAGAACAAUACCAAGGAGGAAAUUACAAAGCAGGAAAAGGACGCUGCCCGCAGGACCUUCCACUCCAUUGGAACUAACAGCAGUGGAGGCACCGGCCGACCCAGCCCUUCCCCUGCACCCCCUCCUCCCUUCUCAGCACCACCCGGACUCGAUGCCCAUUUCAUGAAGGCAGGCCCUGGCCCCACCAGCGUCGUCCGCAUGCAAGCCCCCAAGCUUACCCAGAACCCUGAAUUCUCUGUGGUUGAGACUAGGCCCCCCGUGGCAGCCCAUCUCCGGUACCGGGGCGGGGACAAGACCACCAGCACUUAUGAUCUCGUCGAGCAGAUGCACUUCCUCUACGUGAGUGUGGUCAAGGCCAAAGAUCUCCCCAACAUGGAUGUCUCUGGCAGUCUCGACCCUUAUGUGGAAGUGAAGGUUGGGAAUUACAAGGGGAUCACCAAGCACCUGGAGAAGAACCAGAACCCGGUGUGGAAUCAGAUAUUCGCCUUCUCCAAGGAGAAGCUGCAGUCCAACUUCCUUGAAGUGACUGUCAAGGACAAGGACAUCGGGCUGGAUGAUUUCGUGGGGAAGGUCACCUUCGAUAUAACUGAGGUGCCUCUCCGAGUCCCGCCCGAUAGCCCCUUGGCUCCUCAGUGGUAUAAGUUGAAGAAUAAGAAGGGGGAGAGUACCACCACUAUGAAAGGGGAAAUCAUGCUUGCCGUUUGGAUGGGGACUCAGGCUGACGAGUCUUUCCCCACGGCUUGGCACUCUGACGCCCACACCGUCACGCACGCUAACCUGUCAAAUACCCGAUCCAAGGUCUACUUCUCACCGAAGCUCUAUUACCUCCGAGUGCACGUCAUUGAAGCUCAGGAUCUGAUCCCCCACGAGAGAGGCCGUGCUCCCGACGCGUACGUAAAGGUCCAGCUGGGGAAUCAGGGCAGGGUCAGCCGACCUUCCCAGAUCAAGACCACCAAUCCUAUAUGGAAUGACGAGCUCAUGUUUGUCGCACCUGAGCCGUUCGAGGAUUCCAUAAUUGUCUCUGUCGAGGACAGAGUUGGACCUGGGAAAGAUGAGCCCUUAGGAAGGUUGCUCAUUCCUGUCAGGGACGUCCCCCAUAGGGUCGAGACCGCUAAGCUCCCCGAUCCCCGGUGGUUCAACCUUCACAGGCCUACAUUCCUGGCCGAGGACGAGGAGAAGAAGAAGAAGGAAGUAAAAUUCGCGAGCAAGAUAUGCCUGCGGUUGUGGCUGGAUGUGGGGUACCAUGUCCUCGAUGAGUCCACUCAUUUAAGCAGCGAUCUCCAGCCCUCGUCCAAGCACCUGAGGAAGGCGAGCAUUGGGAUUCUCGAACUCGGGAUAUUGAGUGCUCGGAAUCUGCUGCCAAUGAAGAGCAAGGAAGGCAGGACAACUGAUGCCUACUGCGUGGCCAAGUAUGGGAACAAAUGGGUCCGGACGCGAACUCUCCUCGACACCUUAACUCCUCGGUGGAACGAGCAAUACACCUGGGAAGUGUUCGAUCCAUGUACUGUGAUAACCGUUGGGGUGUUCGACAACUGCCACAUCAACGGCAAAGACGAUGCCAGGGAUCAGAGGAUCGGGAAAGUGAGAAUCCGCCUGUCUACUCUUGAAAUUCACCGAGUCUACACCCACUACUACCCUCUCCUCGUCCUCCAAAGUUCGGGCUUAAAGAAGAACGGGGAGCUCCAGUUAGCAUUGCGAUUCACCUGUACGGCUUGGGUAAACAUGGUGGCGCGAUACGGGAGGCCAUUGCUUCCGAAGAUGCAUUACAUACAUCCCAUUCCGGUCAGGUACAUUGAUUGGCUCCGCCACCAGGCGAUGCAGAUCGUGGCCGCGAGACUGACCCGAGCAGAGCCGCCGCUGAGGCGAGAGGUCGUGGAGUACAUGCUGGACGUGGAUCAUCACAUGUUCAGUCUGAGGAGGAGCAAGGCCAAUUUCCACCGAAUCAUGUCCGUCCUUUCUGGGGCGACUGCGGUCUGCAGGUGGCUCGACGGCAUCUGCCAGUGGAAGAACCCCGUCACGACCUGUCUCGUUCAUAUCCUUUUCUUGAUACUUGUUUGCUACCCUGAGCUGAUCCUCCCGACUAUCUUCCUCUACCUCUUCAUGAUUGGGAUAUGGAAUUACCGGUUCAGACAGAGGCACCCGCCGCACAUGGAUGCUCGACUUUCUCAGGCAGAGUUUGCUCACCCUGAUGAGCUGGACGAGGAGUUUGACACGUUCCCCACGACUCGGCCGACCGAUAUAGUGAGGAUGAGGUAUGAUCGUCUCCGGAGUGUGGCAGGGAGAGUUCAGACAGUGAUCGGGGAUUUAGCAACACAAGGGGAAAGAACGCAGGCGAUACUGAGCUGGAGGGACCCGAGGGCAACUGCAAUAUUCAUCAUAUUCUCGCUGAUAUUGGCGGUUUUGAUCUACAUAACUCCUCCUCAAGUCGUGGCUGUGCUGCUGGGGCUCUACUGGCUGAGGCAUCCCCGGUUCAGGAGAAAGCUGCCUUCCGUGCCUGUCAAUUUCUUCAAGAGAUUGCCUUCCAAGUCGGAUUCGCUUCUGUGAGAUAGAUGGACGUUAUUUAUUGUUGGAUUAGCCUCUUUUUUUUUUUUUUAAGGGGGGGAGGGGGAGGGAGUUGGAAAUGAAAAAUAAAAUCUCCCACGAAUUAUGUAACAUAGUUACGGACUUGUGAUACUUCUGAAAAUGAAGACAUUAUAUAUUCAGGUCAGGAAGGAAUAAAGCCACAACGAUAAUAAAAGGGCAAGAAAUUUUUAUAAGAAUUUCAAUAUUGCUUUGA